This is a messenger RNA of Colletotrichum truncatum, 900 nucleotides long. Lineage: Eukaryota; Fungi; Ascomycota; Sordariomycetes; Glomerellales; Glomerellaceae. The record is from RefSeq and is a predicted model, not a curated record.
AUGCGCACUUUUGGGGUAGCAGUUAUUGCAUCACUAUCAACAACAGUGGUUCAUGCUCAAAAAGCACAUGUACCACAGAUCAAAGACUUUACUUUGGCAUGGGCUGAUGACUUCGUCGGCCGCCGUGGAACUCUUCCUGACCCCAGAACUUGGAUCGUGGAUGUUGGAACUAGCUAUCCUAACGGCCCGCCAAACUGGGGAACGUGGGAGCAGCAAACCUAUACAAACAGCCCGAAUAACCUCAAUGUAACUGGAGAGGGGACUCUUCGGAUCACAGCUCUCAAAUCCACAGCUGGGGCAUGGACGUCUGCGCGCAUAGAGAGCCGGCAGACUUUCAUGGCGAGGCCGGGGAAGAAAAUGCGGAUACAAGCCAGUCUGAAGCUCCCUAGCCUCGGAAGCCAAGGCGUUGGCUACUGGGCGGCAUUCUGGACAUUGGGCGCGGACUAUCGCGGCAACUACUGGAACUGGCCUGAGGUUGGGGAGAUUGAUAUUGUCGAGAACGUCAAUUCUCUCAACCGUCUCUGGUGGGUUCUUCACUGCGGUACACAACCAGGCGGGGUGUGCAACGAACCGAGCGGUCUUGGUAACAGCAAAGCCUGCCCUGCCUUCGCCCCUUGCCCUGGCGUCUUCCGCACAUAUGCCAUCGAAAUUGACAGAUCCAAGUCUACCGAGGCUCUUCGUUGGUAUGUCGACGGCGCCCUGGUUCACACAGUUAGUCAGACACAGCUGCCAGCGUCUGUUUGGAAACAGACUGUGCAGAAACCUCACUUCAUCUUACUCAAUUUGGCUAUUGGUGGAAAUUUCCCCGACGCGAUUUAUGGCUCGAAAACGCCCCUUCCUAAUACAGCUUCAGGGGGAACAUUAGAAGCACAGUAUAUUGCUGUAUACAAUUCUCGUUAA